Molecule: messenger RNA, 1656 nt
Organism: Plasmopara halstedii
Lineage: Eukaryota; Oomycota; Peronosporomycetes; Peronosporales; Peronosporaceae
Product: puff-specific protein bx42
Exons: 2
Coding region: 1-1656 (551 amino acids)
Biological process (GO): mRNA splicing, via spliceosome
Cellular component (GO): spliceosomal complex
Source: RefSeq, a predicted model, not a curated record
AUGAGCGCUCUGUUCCCAGCACCCGUGCGCUCGUACACGACGUUUUCGGAUUCCAUUCCAUCGUCUACUUCUACUCCAUCAUCUCCUCAGCGUAAUCCUAUUGCCCACAUCCCUCAAUACCCGCUUCGUAUCAAACAGCAGUUCGUACCACGUCGUCAUGAGGAUUUUGGUGACGGUGGUGCAUACCCUGAGCUCCAUAUAGCUCAAUUUCCUCUUGGAAUGGGUAAAAAAGGUGAAAAUGGGUCAUUUUCUCAAAAUCAUAUCGGUACAUUAGCUCUUCAAGUACGCGGUGAGGAUGGCAAAGUAAGUUACGAUGCCAUUGUGACUCAACAGCAUCGUGAUAAGACAAAAGUUUACACGAAAUUUAGCGACAUUGUCGAGAAAGAUGAUGAUGGAGCAGCUUUAAUGCUUCCCAGUAAAGAUGAAGAAAUCGAGACAGCUAAUAGGACUCGAGAUGCUCUUCAAAGUUUAGUUCAAGGCAAAGUAGCAAGUUCUUUACCAACUAAUGUGGGACGUCAAAAAAGCGCCAAGGAGACAGCCACGUACUUUCGGUAUACACCAAAUGAUCAAGGUACGUCAGGAGUUCCAAAACAACGAAUUAUUCGUAUGGUAGAAGUCGCGAAAGAUCCAAUGGAACCACCCAAGUUUCGACACACGAAAGCUGUACGUGGUCCACCAUCUCCACCUGUACCAGUACUACAUUCGCCUCCAAGGAAACUUACUGUGGCUGAUCAACAAUCAUGGAAAAUACCACCGUGUAUUUCAAAUUGGAAGAAUUCGAAAGGAUUUACUAUUGCAUUAGAUAAACGUCUGGCAGCUGAUGGACGAGGAUUGCAACAAGUGACGGUGAAUGACAAUUUUGCGAGUUUAUCUGAAGCUUUAGCAAUUGCAGAACGGAAAGCAAGAGAGGAAGUUAACAUGCGAGCACAAGUGCAAAAGAAAUUAGCAAUGAAACAAAAGGAACAAAAAGAGAAUGAAUUGCGCGAAUUGGCGUCAAAAGCACGAAUGGAACGUGCUGGGAUUCGAGCAAAUUGUGAAGAGGAUGAGGAUAAUCGCAGUCGAAAACUUUACUCAAGUGACCACGAAAAUGACGAGAGUGACGAAGAAGGACGUCGUGAAAGAGAUGCAGUUCGACGUGAGCGUAAAAAAGAGCGCGAACGGGAAAUGCGGAUGGAAAAAAUGGGUAAAAAAGGUAAAAUGGGUCGCGAUCAAGACCGUGACAUCUCUGAAAAAAUUGCACUUGGUCAAUUACAAGGUGGAGGUCGUAUUGCAGGAAGUGAUGGGUUGUUUGACUCGCGUUUGUUUAACCAGUCGCAAGGUAUGAACUCGGGCUUUGGCCAUGAAGAUGAGUACAAUGUUUACUCAAAACCAAUGGUUGAUCGUGGAAAAGCAAGCGUUUACCGUCCAAAAGGUGAUGAUGGUGCAAUGGAUGCUGACAAGGAAUACGAAGAGCUGAAAGGAGGUCAUCAGAAGCGAUUCAAAGCUGAUAAACAAUUUCGUGGUACAGAAGAUGUGGCUCAACGUGGUGGACGUGAUGGACCGGUGCAAUUUUCUUUUGACGAGUUGACGAAGGAGGAAGAUGUGACCAAUGCACGACCAUCUACUGCUCCAACAAAAGAUGCGAUCGACUCGGGAACGAAAACAUCCAUUGCCUGA